Messenger RNA from Darwinula stevensoni, 525 nucleotides. The record is from the annotation of a GenBank genome assembly. Lineage: Eukaryota; Metazoa; Arthropoda; Ostracoda; Podocopida; Darwinulidae.
AUGAGGACCCUCUUGCGUCACGCAUCUUCGAACGAGGCGAAUCGUCAUCUUUCAGGACGAUCUCGACCGCAACCCAUGGAGAACCAGGACCUCCCUCCGGUACUGGAAGAGUACGGAGGCGCAAGGCCAUCCAGCAGACGGUGCUUCUCCGAGCCGCCCCCGUUGGAUCGGAAGGACGGCAGGAGGAAGAAGAGGCGGGCGUCACCCUCCUUGGAGGACGGGAAGACGACGAAGCGGAUGAAGGGGGAGGAUGUCGCAGGGGAGGCCGGGAAGGAGACCGACUCCGAUGAGGGCGGACGAAAAGGCGAAGGAGACGAACUCGACUCGAAGGCAGAGAGUGGAAGGGCCGAGUCGGCUGUGAUCGACGUCGUCAAGGACUCGGGCGAGCGCCAGGGCAUCGCCGAGGAAGAAGACGAGGCAAGCACGUCUUCGUUCUCCGCGCUCUGUCGUCUGCUGACCUGCACUUUGCAUCUCUCCUUACCCCCACAGAGUCCAUCACGAACCGAUUUCGCAGCAGGUCGAUGA